ACAAAAUGUAGAAUCAAUUAGGGGACGAAGAGAGACAGAGAUUUCAGUAACUCUCUUCCUCCCCGGAAUCAAAAUCCUAGACUUCUUCGGUAUUUCAUCCUCAUCAGUGUUGUAGAUCUCCGCUUCGUCAAGGUUUUGAGAUGGAGAUUGCAUCUGAGAGGGAUGAUUUUAGCCGUUCAGGACCUUUGUACCUAACUAUAGUUGAUUGGGGAAAUGUACACCACCGAAGAUCAAUAGCCGCUUGCUUAGUUCAGGGUGUAUAUGUUUUAGAGCAUGACCGCCAAGAAAAACGGCAAGCUCUUGCACCACCGUGGUGGGAAUUCUUCGAUUUUCAGUUACUGUGCACGCUUGUGGAUGAUGUUGACUCUUCUAUCUUUGGUGCUAUAUAUGAAUUCAAACCAGAGGCUAACAGCCACUAUUCCGCGGAAAUCCCACGGCAUGUGAUUGCUUUUAGGGGAACUAUGACUGAACGAGAUUCUGUGUCGCAGGAUCUGAGGUUAGACCUGCGCCUUAUCCAAAAUGGACUUCACCAAACGUCUCGUUUUGAAAAUGCAAUGCGAGCUGUUAGAAACAUGGUAGCUGUAAGUGGAGCUAGUAACGUUUGGUUAACAGGACAUUCUAUGGGUUCUUCCAUUGCAAUGCUGGCAGGAAAAAAUAUGGCGAAAACCGGUGAUUUUAUUGAAUCGUAUCUGUUUAAUCCACCAUUCAUUUCCGCUCCAAUUGAAAGGAUUAAAGAUAAGAAAGUGAGGCAUGGGUUUCGUGUUGCUAGCAGCGUGAUUACAGCGGGACUCGCAUUUGCCAUGAAGGGUAACAACCAAGAGAGACAACCGUCAGAAGAUCCGUUCACAGUUCUAUCGAAUUGGGUUCCGAAUUUGUUUGUCAAUCCAGCUGAUCAUAUCUGUUGCGAGUACAUUGGGUAUUUCGAGCAUCGAGAAAACAUGGAAAGUUUCGGAAUUGGAGGAAUCGAGAGGUUGGCGACGCAAAAUUCAUUGACGGGAUUAUUCAUGAAUGCAAUGGGAUGGGAAUAUCAAGAAGAGCUGCAGUUAAUUCCAUCAGCUUGUCUGACUAUCAAUCGCAGUCCGUCACCGACAUUCAAACGAGCUCAUGGCAUUCAUCAAUGGUUUAGAGGUGAUUUGAGUUUGCAGUCUAAGGUAUACCAAUACAAAUUAUGAAUUUUAAAAGUGUUCAUUUCUUUUGUUCCGUGUUUAUCUAAUAAGCCAGUUAUCAAAUUAAUUUUAUAUAUGGUUGCAUUGGGGA
Papaver somniferum (opium poppy) is the source of this 1257-nucleotide messenger RNA. RefSeq names its product GDSL esterase/lipase At4g10955-like. The transcript is spliced from 3 exons. The coding region runs from base 141 to 1172 and encodes 343 amino acids. Gene Ontology annotation, biological process: lipid metabolic process. The record is from RefSeq and is a predicted model, not a curated record. Lineage: Eukaryota; Viridiplantae; Streptophyta; Magnoliopsida; Ranunculales; Papaveraceae.